Messenger RNA from Lepisosteus oculatus (spotted gar), 6377 nucleotides. RefSeq names its product SMG7 nonsense mediated mRNA decay factor (gene smg7). Gene Ontology annotation, cellular component: telomerase holoenzyme complex. The record is from RefSeq and is a predicted model, not a curated record. Gene Ontology annotation, biological process: nuclear-transcribed mRNA catabolic process, nonsense-mediated decay. Gene Ontology annotation, molecular function: telomerase RNA binding; telomeric repeat DNA binding; protein binding. Lineage: Eukaryota; Metazoa; Chordata; Actinopteri; Semionotiformes; Lepisosteidae.
AGACAGAGGGGAGGAGGGAGAGUGAUAGCGUAAGGCAGUUGGCAGCCGAGAUCGUGUUGUUUCGCACCGGGAGCGCUAUCGUUUUUCAAACUAUGGCUAUUAAGCGUUUGUGAUCUAAAUCAGUUAAAGGACUAAUCGGGGGGCAUCCCGGUAGUGUUAUAAAGCAUCAAAAGGAAAAAGAAAUUCCUCGACUCUUUGCCGUGGGAGUAAUCGUGACUGCGGAGGCGUGUGUGUGUGUAACCCUCUCUUUUCUGUGCUGGUGGUUUUUGUUUUAAAUUCCCCUCCCCUCCUCGGAGCCCGGAGAUGGUAAGUUUGUCCGCUCUGGCCGCUGCUGGUGACGGAGAGAGGAACAAUAUGGCGCUGCGAGUCGCUGCUGCUUGCGCUGGACCAGUCCUUGUCUAAAGCCGGGGACAAACAGGAUGAACCUCUGCGCCCAGUACUUACGGCAGGCAGAGGCCCUAAAGGCUGAUAUGACGGACUCCAAGUUGGGUCCAGCAGAGGUCUGGACAUCCAGGCAGGCACUGCAGGACCUCUACCAGAAAAUGCUGGUGACAGACCUGGAAUAUGCUCUGGACAAAAAAGUGGAGCAGGACCUCUGGAACCAUGCUUUCAAAAAUCAGAUAACAACACUACAGAGUCAAGCCAAGAACAGAGCCAACCCUAACAGGAGUGAAGUGCAAGCAAAUUUGUCCCUCUUCCUUGAGGCAGCUAGUGGCUUCUAUACACAAUUAUUACAGGAGCUGUGUACAGUGUUCAACGUGGAUUUACCCUGUCGGGUCAAGUCGUCACAGCUUGGAAUAAUCAGCAAUAAACAGACAAGCACCAGCGCCAUUGUAAAACCCCAGCCUAGCUCCUGCUCCUACAUCUGCCAGCAUUGUCUAGUCCACCUAGGGGAUAUCGCACGCUAUCGCAACCAAACCAGCCAGGCAGAAUCCUAUUACAGACAUGCAGCUCAGCUCGUACCUUCUAAUGGUCAACCUUACAAUCAGUUGGCUAUUCUUGCUUCCUCAAAAGGGGACCACCUCACAACCAUUUUCUACUACUGCAGGAGCAUCGCAGUUAAAUUUCCCUUUCCAGCUGCUUCUACCAACUUGCAGAAAGCUCUCUCUAAAGCUCUUGAAAGCCGUGAUGAGAUCAAGAGUAAAUGGAGUGUAUCGGAUUUCAUCAAAGCUUUUAUUAAGUUUCACGGUCAUGUAUACUUGAGCAAGAGCCUGGAAAAACUGAACAAUUUGAGGGAGAAGCUGGAAGAGCAAUUUCAGAGGCUUAUUCUUCAAAAGGCCUUCAGUUCUCAGCAACUUGUUCACAUAACUGUUAUCAAUCUGUUUGAACUGCACCACCUGCGAGACUUCAGCAGCGAGUCUGAUGACCACAGCUUUAGUCAUGACGAGCAGCUCAGUUGGAUCCAACUGUUAGCACUCUUUAUGUCUUUUCUUGGUAUCAUGUGCAGCCGUGUAUUGCUGAAUAAAAAUCGUGAAGACCUAAUGGGAGAAUGUCCUUUGCCUGCAAUUAAAGUUUCCUUGGAUUGGCUGAAACUUCGACCAAGCGUUUUUCACGAGAGUGCAGUGGACGAGAGACAGUACAUUUGGCCAUGGCUGGUAUCAAUCCUGAAUAGCUUUCAGCCAAAGGAAGAUGACGUAUCUUGUGCUUCAGCCACCCCUCUCCCAGAGGAGUUUGAGCUGCAAGGAUUUUUGGCCCUCAGACCUGCUCUAAGGACUUUGGAUUUCUCUAAAGGGCACCAGGGUAUUGCAGUGGACAAAGAAGGCCAGCCCCUGCGAGCUCGCCAUCAGAGACUGAUAAGCCUUGGUAAAUGGGUAGCCGAUAGCCAACCCAGGCUUGUCCAGUGCCGAAUUGAUGAUGGCAUGCUUCUUUUUGUAACCGACAUCCCUGAGCCAGUGAUUGAGGAGCUCGUUGAGAAAGAUGGUCCUGUUCUGCAGGAGUCUUCUAAUGCAGAACAAACUUCCAAUGAGGGCAGCCAGGGCUUGAAAUCUGUUCUGCCCGUGGGCAAGACUCAAAACAGCAGCUCUGAGGGUGGAGAGAAGCCCGUGGUGACUUUCAAAGAGAAUAUUAAACCCCGGGAGCUAACAAGAGAUGCCAACAGAACCCAUCACCUAAAAGAAGGGCUGAAGGAGAGAAGGGAGUUCAGCAAAGGAAACUUGUCCAGCAAAACCGAUCUGAAGAAGGACAACAAAAGAAAAAAUGAAGCCAAGAAGACUUGUCACGAGAAAAUGCAAGAGCCAGGAAAGCAGAACGUGGCAGUACAAGUGAAAGCCCAGUCUGAAAUAAGGAAGACCCCGGUCUCGGAGGCAAGGAAGACUCCAGUCACCCAGACACAGACGCAGACGAGCAGCUCCUCGCAGUUCAUCCCCAUUCACCACCCAGGGGCUUUCCCUCCUCUGCCUAGUAGGCCAGGGUUCCCACCCCCGGCGUACGUUAUCCCGCCCCCUGUUGCUUUCUCGAUGACCCCGGGCUUUACGUUUUCCACGGGGGUGUCUGUGCCCGGAGCCUUCCUCCAGCCCGCCACGCACCCGCAGGCCGGCAGCCAGGUCCAAGCCGGGAAGCAGUCGCACAUUCCUUACAGUCAGCAGAGGCCGUCGGGGCCGGGGGCUUUAACCCAGGGCCCCCAGCAGCAGCAGGGUCAACAGCAGCCUCCCACGGCCGCCUCCCAGCAGGCCGUGCAGCCGGCAGGGCAGCUACAGGUCCAGGGUAUGUCCCAGCAGCAGCAGUCUCCCACGAAGCCCGUGCAGCAGCAGCUUGGGAAGAGUCCUCCUCACCAUCCAGGCCUGCAGCAGUUCAUGCAAGUUACUGAGCAGUCCAGCCAGAUGUGGAAUCAGCACCAGGCACAGGCUCCUCUCCAGAAGAAUCUGCCAAUACAGAUGUCUGUUAAGCAGUCCUUUUACAUGCCACCUCAGGAUCCUCUCAAGUUGUUUGAGCAGUCUCUCCAGACUGUGCCGAUGCAGCCUCAACAGCAACCGACUAUGGACAAGAAGAUGAAGCUGUUUCCUGUAGAGCCUUUUGGUCAGAACGCCUCAGAGGUCAAAGUGCAGGAUUUCUACUGGGACCCUCCGUACCGCAUGGCUGCGGACCGCCAGAUGAUGGGGCAGCAGGUGAACAGUGACCGCCUGGUGAAGCGCCCACAGGGAAGUUUCCGCUCCGACCAGGACAACAUCCCAAGGGUGUCGUCUUUUGAGGACUCCAAGAGCUCCCCUCUUCUACCUCCUGACCUGUUAAAAAGUCUAGCUGAUUUUGAGGAGGAGGAAGAACUGGCCUUUACUAAGCCUCACGAUUUCUACCAGGCCUUGGCUGGCCCUCUUAACUCUGCUCCGGGAAGAAGCAUGUUUUUGCCAAACCAGUCAAGGCUGGAACGACCCUCUGAUCUGAUGUCUCAGCCUUCUCUUAUGCCCUUGUCUGGAUUUUCACUUCAGGAGAACUCCUAUCAAAAUAGCAGCAUUUUCAGUGAGGCAUAUGGCAAGAAUAUGGCACCUAGCACAAAGCCUGAAGUUCCUUCAUCGCUGGCACAUCAGGAACAUUCCCUGUACACCCUGUUUGAAGGAACUCCAUGGUCCCCUUCUCUUCCUGCCAGCUCGGACCAUUCAACACCAGCUAGCCAGUCUCCUCACUCCUCUAAUCCCAGCAGCCUGCCGUCGUCUCCACCGACACACAACCACAACUCCAUCCCUUUCUCCAACUUUGGCCCCAUCGGGACCCCAGACAGCCGGGACAGGAGGAUCGCUGAUCGCUGGAAAGUCGAGAAGUCAGCAGUGAGUGGAUUCGGACUGGAUUACUUGCCUGCUUCCUCUUCUGCAUCGGAGAAUAGCUGGCACCAAGGCAGUACCCCCUGUAACACCUGGGCUACUCAGGAAUCUCCAAUGGAAGACUCGAGCACUGUUCUCAUGGACAGCCUGAAGUCGAUCUGGUCGAGCUCGAUGAUGCACCCUGGACCUUCGGCCCUGGAGCAGCUGCUCCUGCAGCAGAAGCAGAAGCAGCAGAGGGGGCACGGGGCGAUGAACCCGCCACACUGAGAGGGCACGGAUGGCACCACGUGUGAAACCAAGCUCCACUGAAUUAACGGCAUGUUGGGUUCGCAGUAGAACAACCCACACUGUCCCUCGAUGCAGGUGGCAGCCCUCUCCUCUCUCUCUGUGUCUCUGUGACAAGAGGGCGUAAGUGCUCCACCAAGCCACUGAGUGCGCACCAAGCGGCUGCUGAGCAACAAACGGAUUUUGACAUUGGAAACGAAAAUCUGAACACUCUCAUGCUUCCUGACGACCUCCGGGGGAAGGACCAUCAACCGUCUCACUCAGUAACGUAACGCCACUCAUCCACAGAGCCUCCUCUAACCCUCUCUACGUUGUACAAGUCUCUCGGGCUGUAUAAGAGAAGUGAAGAAGGUGGGGAGAAAGGCAGGCGGGCAGGUUGGUUAAGUCAAAGAGAAUUGUUUGUCUUGAUUUUUCUUUUUCGAAAACUAAGGAACGCUUUUGCUGGGUAAGAAAGUAAAAUGGAGUAUACGAACAUCUUUACCGUCGCAGUAAUAGUAGCACACGUAAUUCCUACUUAACACAAAACAGCUUGUGGUCUGAACACAGAAACGGCGGACCCUUUCGAUUCGAUGUCCUGUCUACUGAUUGAUGGGCACUGGGCGAUGCUUUUGUAAAUGUAUUUAAAUUAAAAGGGGGCAUCUCCCAGUCUUGAAAGAAAGAAAGGCAUUGUGUAAGAGAUGCUUCACAAAUCACCGCAACAGCUUAAAAUAGAUUUAGAUGUUAGUGUUAAUAGCUGCAGUAGAGAUUGCAAUUAUUAAAUACUGUAUUUUGUGAAUUGUUCUGUAGCAAUCCUAGCUUUAACAGAUCCUGGGUAAUGUGUACUGCAGUUGACCGCGUACAGAGCGACAGAACUGCUGGCGGGAUUUUAUAUUAAAUGUUCCUACUCCCACCCCUUCCACCUUACUGUCUUUGAUUGCAAGUUUUACUAUUGCUUACAAGAGGAUGAUUUAGUUCACAGUCUGCUUUCUUUUAAUAGUGUGUAAGCAGCUUUAGGUGGCUUUCUUUGUGCCUGGUUAGAAGUUGUUUUUAUAAUGGUCGGCACCGUCUUUAAAAACAAGCAAUUGGGUCCAGCAGGAGCUGCUGGUUCAGCAAUACAGGGGCACAAAGCUGCGUCUGAGCGGAAGUGGGAAUGUGCUGCUUUGUACUUAAGGCAGCCCUGAAAAAAAUAGCCAGACUGGCACUCCCCAGCCCCAGAGCUCUACAGUCUUGAGUGUAGUUAAUGGUGACAUCCUCUAGUUUAAUCACAGAGACAGAACAUACAGGACACAGAUGUAUAAGAAAAUAUAUAUAUGAUGGUUAUUUCUUUACAGUGUGGGCAGCAAAGGAGAAAUUUUUAUUUCGUAUUUAAAGGGUAAAAAGACUGAAUAUCAUAAGUGUAUGAGGGAAAAGUGAGUAUUUCUUUUUAUUUUCAUGUAGGAAGAAAAAACAUUUUAUGGAAAACAAACUUUAAACAACACGUCUUCUUGCUGUGUGAUUGUGCUUUUCUUGUUGCAUUCAAAAAUGUAAAAAAAAGUAAAAUAAAAAUGGAAAAACAAGUCAAAGGACUCGACGCUGGGACGGGUCAAGGCAAAGGACAGGAAGAUAGCCUUCCGCAGAAUAGCAGGUCCAGGGAAAUUGGUUUUUGAAUUUAUCAGCACAAGGGGGACUCAUGAAUUUAUGGUAUUGUUUCCAUGUUAGUGCUCACAAAGCUCGGUGUUUGUGCUGGUGUUCUUCAGCAUGGAGGUGGGAUUACUCAAAGCCACUUUUAUAUGGUUCCAUUUAUGUACACUGUUUUGGGCAGUACGUAGAAACAAGACAAAAUCUGAAACAAUCUGAGAAAAUUGGUAUUAUCCUUAUAACUCCUUUAAAUUUACUUAAUGGCUUGGCAAUUCUAGGUCUACUGCUGUGCUGUGUCCACUAAAAUCAAGUAAUCAUUAUUUGUUGAAUAUUUAGAAAAUCACUGGGCAGAUCUCACUUCAACAUCUAGUAUGAUUACAUGCAGGAAACUGCAUUCUGGGCAGCUAAACCAUUCCAGUGUUCAUACUGUACAGCACUACACUUAGGGAUGAAAGAGGUCUUGGCACAAUUGGCAACGUAUACCAGGCAUCAUGUCCCAGUUGCCCAGUUCAGGUACAAGGAGAGAAUCAUCUAAAAACUGCAUGGGAAUAUGGUGUUCGGAAUGUUUAGUGUUCUGUGGGAAAGAAGAUCCCAACACCUCUGCAAAGGGUCAUGGGGGGAUUUUCAUCAAGAAAUUGGUUUGUGUUCUAAGCUUUUGUGUUUUCUGUCUUUCUGUGCAAGACAUUCUGCAGCAAUUGCUGGAAUCAGCUAUGCCUUUAAUAAAGUAAACCAUGUUCUCCCUAA